AUGAAAUUUGAUUGUUUAGGUCAAAGUGUUUGCGAAAAUGAUGGACAAUGUUUUCAAGACACUCUAGAUUGUCCACAAAGAUCUAUGUGUAUUUGUUCAGCAUGUUUUUAUGGAACACGAUGUCAAUUUAGUUCAAAUGGAUUUGGCUUGAUCAAUAGAAUUUUAGCUUUGAUUACAUUUAAGAAUAAAAUGAUAUCUGAAAUACUUAUUCUUACACAAAUGGCCAUUAUAUCUAAUAAAUUAUUUUUACAAAUUCAAUGUAUAUCGCUCGAUUGUAUUUUACAAGUUUGUCUUAAUAUGGAUCAAUGGUUAAAUGCAUUUGUUGCUAUUGAACGAACAGUGAUAAUAAUACAGGGUGUUCAUUUUCAUAAGAAAAAAAGUAAACAAAUAGCAAAAAAAGUUAUUGUUAUUCUUCUGAUUAUCAUUAUUGGUACUUCUAUUUAUGAUCCUUUUUAUCGACGUUUAAUUGAUGAAGAAAAUGAAGAUGAUAAAUGA
Molecule: messenger RNA, 495 nt
Organism: Rotaria sp. Silwood1
Lineage: Eukaryota; Metazoa; Rotifera; Eurotatoria; Philodinida; Philodinidae
Source: the annotation of a GenBank genome assembly